ACCCUCCGGAAACCCAGGAGUCCCCCCCCCCCCCCCCCGCGCCCCCGUCUGGCCCCCAUGUCUCCCAGCUCUGGUUCCUGACGGACCGCGCAUCUGGACGACUACCCGCAAGUGCAGAUCCUGCACGCCCUCCAGAGCGCUGCUCGGAGCGGGACGUGCCUUCCGGGCGGUGUUCAUGGACCAGAUCGCCGUCACCGUCAUCGGCGGCCACCUCGGCCUACAGCUGAACCAGAAGGCACUCACCACUUUCCCGGAUGUGGUGCUUGUUCGGGUGUCCACACCCUCGCUGCAGUCGGACAGUGACAUCACCGUCCUGCGACACCUGGAGAAGUUGGGCUGCCGCCUAGUCAAUCGCUCGCAGAGUAUUUUAAACUGCAUCAACAAGUUCUGGACAUUCCAAGAGCUGGCUGGACACGGGGUCCCCAUGCCAGACACCUUCUCCUAUGGUGGGCAUGAAGACUUUUCAAAAAUGAUUGAUGAAGCUGAGCCCCUGGGCUACCCGGUCGUGGUGAAGAGCACACGAGGACACCAGGGAAAGGCUGUUUUCCUUGCAAGAGACAAACAUCACCUCUCAGACAUCUGCCAUCUGAUCCGCCAUGACGUGCCCUACCUGUUCCAGAAGUAUGUGAAGGAGUCACAUGGAAAAGAUAUCCGGGUGGUGGUGGUCGGGGGCCAGGUGAUAGGCUCUAUGCUUCGCUGCUCCACAGACGGACGGAUGCAGAGCAACUGCUCUCUCGGUGGUGUGGGUGUCAUGUGCCCGCUGACAGAGCAAGGCAAGCAGUUGGCUAUUCAGGUCUCCAAUAUCCUGGGCAUGGACUUCUGUGGCAUUGAUCUCCUCAUCAUGGACGAUGGCUCCUUUGUGGUGUGUGAGGCAAACGCCAACGUUGGUUUCCUCGCCUUCGACCAGGCAUGCAACUUAGACGUGGGUGCGAUCAUUGCAGACUAUGCUGUGUCCUUGCUGCCAAAUAUGCAGACUGGGAAGAUGGCCAUCCUCCCAGGCCUGUCCAGUCCCAGGGAGAAGAGCGAGCCAGAUGGCUGUGCUGCAGCUCGGGGCGUUGCAGAGAGCAUCUACACCAUCAACAACGGGUCUACCUCCAGUGAGAGUGAGCCUGAACUGGGAGAGGUCCGCGGUCCCUCAGCAAGCACGCCGGGGCCCCCACCCCCCACGCUGCCCGAACCCAGCUACAACAUUAACAAUAGGAUUGCUUCUGAAUUAAAACUGAAGUGAAUUCCUGCUUUUUGUUGGCAGCAUUUAAACCAAAUCCUACUGCUUCCCUAGUAGUUUUGAAUGAAUAAAAUCUGGACUAAUGUGAUUUCAUUUGCACAGAAACUAGAAAUCCCAUCUGGGCACUCGACAUUCUUUCUAACGAUGAUUUAAGCAAAUGGCCUAGCUUUGUGGUUUUUACAAAGAUAAUCUAAAAACGCUCACCAGGAACAACAUCCCGACUGAUCCAUUUGAGGCCGAGGUCUGCUGCAAGCACUUGGAUAUCCCGACUGAUUUUAAGGCACUGACUGUGCUGCUGCUUCUAGCUUUUAGCAAUAGAGCCCAUUAACUCGGAAAAGCUCCUGGCAAUACUUUACUCAAAAGCAACCACCGGAUGGAGGCGUGUGCAAAAGAGGUGGAAUGUGGCUUCAGUUAUGUGCUUUUCAGUGUGUGUGUGUGUGUGUGUGUGUGUGUGAGAUGCUUGGCGAAUACACAGUUCAAAUACUAGUAGACGAUUGAUCUCUGCUCCCCCUCCAUCACCACCUUGACCAUAUUUCUCUGACACUCAGGAUAUGGUGUUCCAGGGAGCUUCCUCAUUAGCAUUUUCAAUGAAGCACUUUGUAGAAAGUAAAUUCACUGGUUGGCAAAUGCCCUGCUCUGUCGCUGGGCCAUUCUACAAAUGCUUUGCCACUUCGAAUUUACAGACCUGCUUCAACGAACGCCACCCAGCAGCCUCUUGCACCUUCGCUGCCUUCGGCCUCCGCUGGAAAUGCAGUUGAAUGAGCUAGUGGCCACACACUUUAUUUCUUAAGCGUGCACUAGAACCAAACACCAGGGACUCUCUCUUCAAUGGACGAUUUUCACUUGUCAUUCCAAAGCCAUUGGUUUAUAUCCUGGAAAGCUACUGGCCGAUAAUCACUUCCCCCCUCCUCUACUGAAACUUCAUGUACUGCUUAGCUGUAGGGGGUUUUCUUGUAUGAGUUGGUAUGUGGACCUGUUAGGUAGAUAGAGCUAUUGGAAACACACUCCAAUCCCCUUGACAUUCUAGUAUUAUCCAGGUUCCAGAGACCUGACCUGACCCACCUUUCCGAACUGGGGAGAUGCGGGUAUCAGGACUUACUCAUUGCCUAUUUUGGGGGGAGUUGGAUAAUGUAGACAUGACACCGAGUGCUUUUCAUUUCCACUCUUCAAGCAGCAGCUGAUGAGCCUUCCCUUGAGAGGUCAUGGAAAGGGAGUGUUCCACUUCUGCUCUGUGGAGUAUGACUGAAAAUGGACAAGGCUACAUUUUAACCAAAUGCACCAAAACAGGACUCAAUGGUUACCAUAAUCAGGGUUAUUUCCUGGGAGACCAUACUCUUAAGCUGUGAUGUUGCAUGUGCCAAGAACACAUAGAAUUCCUGUUUGGAGUGAUCUUUGAAACCAUGCAAGGAAGGAGGUCUCGCAACCUAUAGUCAGGUCUUGUUUUGUGUAUUUGUUUUUGUUAAUCCUCAUUUGAGGUUUUGGGGUUUUUUUCCCAUUGUUUUUUUAGGGAGAGUGGAAGGGAGGGGAAGAGACAGAGAGAAACAUCGAUGUAGAGAGACACAUCAAUUGGUUGCCUCCCACACGCGCCUUGACUAGGGUUGGGGUUCGAGCCUUCCACUGAGGAACAUGCUUUGACCAGAAUCAAACCCAAGACCCUUCAGUCCCUAGGCCGACCUGUAACCACUGAGAAAAACCAGCUAAGGCAGGUCUUGUUUUUUACACCACCCCUCCCCAGAGGUAGUCCCACGCUCCAUCACCCAUUUUAUUGGACUUUUCUUCUAAUGUUCUUUGGCUGUUAAAAAAUAAUCAUUUCUUGAAAAAUAAAUCUACCCUUUAAGGACAAAGACUUAACAGCAUUGAAGAAAGUUUAUAAGGAGACAGUUUCCAAAGACAAUUCUGGAAAUAUUCUGAGUAAGGUCAGCUUCACUAGACUAAACAUACAUCUUCCCAAGGUGACUACUAGUAUGUACUUUAAAGGCAACAACACCCACUUGAAUGUGUAAACUCCUGUACUUACUCUGCUGUAAAUGUAAAAUGUGUAUAAGGUCAAACAAUUCCAUUUUUUCACAACAUUUAAAUAGAAAUUGGCUUUUAAAAUACUGUGACUAAAAUCAGAUUUCACCAA
Myotis lucifugus (little brown bat) is the source of this 3350-nucleotide messenger RNA. It is a transcript of the gene RIMKLA, whose product is annotated as ribosomal modification protein rimK like family member A. Gene Ontology annotation, biological process: protein modification process. Gene Ontology annotation, cellular component: cytoplasm. Lineage: Eukaryota; Metazoa; Chordata; Mammalia; Chiroptera; Vespertilionidae. The record is from RefSeq and is a predicted model, not a curated record. Bases 176 to 1228 code for a protein of 350 amino acids. The transcript has 5 exons. Gene Ontology annotation, molecular function: ATP binding; ligase activity, forming carbon-nitrogen bonds; metal ion binding.